AUGGAAUCAACACCCCCGGCCGAUAACAUCACUGCUACAGUGCCUGCACUUGACCUGAUCCUCGAGGAUCAAUGCCGCGAUUUUUCAAUAGCUGAUGUAACCCACAUCAUCGUCAAACUUCCGUUGGGGAUACUGAACAUGAUCAUGGAAUUUUGUGCCGUGAGCUACAAUCCCAACCAACCACGGCUCUUCAAGGAAAUCAUAGGAAAGGCAUUAUCGAAAGCGUUCUUUGGUGACGAGCAGCAACUGCAGUGCAUGAAGUCCAAACAGAUUAGGAACGUGGAGUACGUUGGAUACAGGAAAGUCCAGAGAACAGAAACUCCCAUAAAGACUCCUCAAGUCAUCGUGGUGGCUCUCUUGGAACCUGUUCCCGGCCAGAAUUUGAAGGCAGUUUGGAAGCCUGCCCCAGAACUCACACCUGAAAGAAUUCGAGAGCGGGCUAGAUUGAGGGCUAUGGAGAAUUCUUUGUGGUCCUUUCGAAUCUACGAAGAGUAG
Molecule: messenger RNA, 495 nt
Organism: Aspergillus eucalypticola CBS 122712
Lineage: Eukaryota; Fungi; Ascomycota; Eurotiomycetes; Eurotiales; Aspergillaceae
Exons: 4
Coding region: 1-495 (164 amino acids)
Source: RefSeq, a predicted model, not a curated record